CGUGAGCUCCUGUUCUCAGUUGUUUUUUUUUAAAUUCAUAUAAAGUAUAGUCAAUGCCAUGGCCAGCAACCCUGAGCUCAUUUUUACUGGAUUAUUGAUUUUCAUAUCACUGCAAUUGACAUUGUCUGUUUCAGAGGAAGAGCUCCAUGCCAGCUACUGGAACAAACAAGGGAGGCAGGCUAUUCAAACUGCCCUGAAUAUUGAGCCUAAUCUCAGCCAAGCCAAGAACCUCAUUCUCUUCCUCGGGGACGGUAUGGGGAUACCGACAGUGACUGCUGCGCGGAUCCUCAAAGGCCAGUUGGCAGGAAAAUCUGGGGAGGAGACCAGUCUAGUUAUGGAUACCUUCCCUCACCUGGCACUGUCUAAGACGUACAACGUGGACCAGCAGAUGCCAGACAGUGCUGGCACAGCCACUGCUUACUUAUGUGGUGUGAAGGCCAAUUACGGCACCCUAGGUGUCACUGCUGCCGUCCCAAGGUACAACUGUAGUGCUACUAAAGGGAAUGAAGUCACAUCUGUUCUGCACCGCGCCAAGAAAGCAGGAAAAUCAGUGGGAAUUGUCACUACAACCCGAGUGCAGCACGCCUCUCCGGGAGGAAACUAUGCCCACACUGCCGAUCGAGGCUGGUAUGCUGACUCUGACCUCACCUCUGAGGCUAUCAAAAGUGGCUGCCGUGACAUUGCUUACCAGCUGGUUCACAACACAGAGAUAAAUGUCAUUCUUGGUGGAGGUCGUCAGUACAUGUUUUCCAGAGACACUACAGACCCAGAGUAUCCAACUUUUAAAGGAGUCCGAAAGGAUGGACAAAAUCUUGUUAUGGAGUGGCUAAAGAACAAAAAGAACGCUAAAUAUGUUUGGAACAAAGCUGAGUUUGAUGCUGUGAGUCCUGCAAAUACAGACUUCCUGAUGGGUCUCUUUGAGCCCAAAGACUGCCGCUACGAGUUGGACCGUGAUCCGACCAUGGACCCUUCUCUUGAGGCGAUGGUGGAGAAGGCAAUUAAGAUUCUUAGCAAGAACCCAAAAGGAUUUUUCCUCUUUGUUGAAGGUGGGAGAAUUGACCAUGGUCACCAUGCAGGGAAGGCCAAAAGAGCUCUCUAUGAAGCUGUUGAGUUAGACAAGGCGAUUGGGCGAGCAGCUGAACUCACCAAUGAGUCGGACACCCUGUCUGUGGUCACUGCUGACCACUCCCAUGUCUUUGCCUUUGGAGGAUAUUCUGCCAGAGGAAACUCUGUUUUAGGGGUGUCUCGCUCACUAGCUGAUGACAAGAAGCACUUCACUACCACUGUGUAUGGAAAUGGACCAGGAUACCAGAUCAAUGGAACUCGCCCAGAUGUGAAUGGGACAAUUUCAUCGGGUAAUGAUUACCGUCAGCAGGCUCCUGUCCCUCUUGAUUCAGAAACCCACGGCAUAGAGGAUGUAGCCAUCUUUGCCAAAGGACCCAUGUCACACCUUUUCCACGGGGUGCAGGAGCAGAACUACAUUGCCCAUGUCAUGGCUUAUGCUGCCUGCCUGGAACCCUAUGAGAACUGUGAACUGACCAUGCCCAGCUACGCUGGAUCCAUCCACCCCAGCAUGCUGCUCCUCUUGAUGGGCCUCCUUCUCCUAUCCCUCUGCUCUGUCUGAGAUGGCAUUGCAGAUGAGAUGAGAUGAUUUGUUCUCACCUUAGAAUAACUAUGCUAUCGGACAUUUUGGUUGAAAAAUCAAUGAUUCUUUGCA
Messenger RNA from Micropterus dolomieu (smallmouth bass), 1717 nucleotides. Its product is annotated as intestinal-type alkaline phosphatase-like. The record is from RefSeq and is a predicted model, not a curated record. Bases 59 to 1624 code for a protein of 521 amino acids. Gene Ontology annotation, biological process: dephosphorylation. Lineage: Eukaryota; Metazoa; Chordata; Actinopteri; Centrarchiformes; Centrarchidae. Gene Ontology annotation, cellular component: plasma membrane. Gene Ontology annotation, molecular function: alkaline phosphatase activity. The transcript is spliced from 11 exons.